UUUUUCUCCGUGUUCUAGUUGGUGCGCAAAGAAAAGAAAACUCAUCAUCCAAAUUAUUGUUCUAAUUUUCGAAAUUUUCUGUGUUUAAUCCAAUCGAAAUCGAAGAAAAUUUGUUUUAAUCGGUAGCCAAGUUUGAGGGGCGCCGAUUGAUGUGUUGCAAACUACCGGACAACUGUGUUCAGUGGAGAAAUUCGACAAUUUAAAAAACAAAGGGGCGAACCAGUCAGGAGCAGCGAAAAGAAAGAGCUCCGUCAUAUCAGAAACGUCAAGUUCGGAAAAAAGGGAAGGUGAAAUUGUCGAACCAGUAGGUAAUUGCUUUCACUAGACCCUCCUGUUUCAAUUGUUGGCGUUGGCCAGUGAUCCGAAUAUUGGCCUGCGGAGGAGCCCUCCCAGACUAGUCACGGUGUAAGUGAAUCCGGUCAUUAGAUUUCCUAACUACGCAAACCUCAGAAGAGUUUCCGGAAGUGGAUUCGAAGGUCGAACACUGACCGACGACGAUGGGAAUCCUUGGAACGAAUUCGACGCUGGUAGCAGACAUCGAAAAAGCAACCAGCGCGAACAAUACACAAGAAAAAUGGGGGCUCAUAAUGGAAGUAUGCGACAAAGUCACAAAUGGGGCUGUGAACCCAAAGGACUGUUUGAAAGUCGUCGUUAAGCGGCUAAAUCAUAGCGAUCCUCACGUGGUGAUGCAGGCAAUAACGCUCUUGGAUGCCUGCGUUAGUAACUGUGGGAAACAGUUCCAUCUGGAGGUGGCUUCAAGAGAAUUCGAAAACGAAUUUAAAAAGCUUAUGCAAAAAAGUCAAGCCACUUGUAGUAAGCGUCUGAGACUUUGCCUGAAAAAAUGGGCUGAAUCCGAUUUUAAGAGCGAUCCGCAGCUAAAUCUGAUUCCAUCGCUGUAUCAGAAAUUGCGCUCCGAGGGACACGACUUUAGUGAACCUUCGGCCACACCCAAGCGAGAGCCACCGGUCAGCAAGGACCCCAAUGUGGUCUCUAGUCAACAGGAAGAGGACGAUAUUGCGAAAGCAAUUGAGCUAUCGCUGAAAGAAACCAAAUCAGGAAGCGGUACUGGCGCAAGUAGUAAUCAGUCGCCUCAGUUUGGCGGAAGCAGCUCGGGUGGAACGAGUUCGUUAUACCCGACUGCCAUGCUAACAAGUAUUCCGGCCGUUGAGCCACGCAAGGUACGGGCUUUAUAUGAUUUUGAAGCAGCCGAGGACAACGAGCUCACUUUUCAAGCUGGUGAAAUAAUAUUUGUACUCGAUGACGGGGAUCCAAAUUGGUGGAAAGGUCAAAAUCAACGAGGUGAAGGUUUAUUUCCCUCAAACUUUGUUUCUUCGGAUCUAAAUGCGGAACCGGAGGCAAGCGGCGCUGUUGGAGGAAAAGGAACAAAAAAGAAUGUGCAGUUUUCGGAUGAGCAACCUACGAACGAAGAUGAUAAGCAGGGUUCAGCAGGAAAUCAAACCGUCGAUAUUGACGAAGAAAAGAUUGAUCGAUUAUUGCAUCUGCUACAUGAAGCAGAUCCUGAGGAUCCGUCGACUGAUAGCGAGGAAAUGUUGCGGUUAGAACAAGUGGUGAACCAAAUGGGCCCACUAAUUGAUACCGAACUCGAACGUGUGGAUAGGAAGCACGCUCAGCUGACACAGCUUAGUAGCGAUCUAGUUGAAGCUAUAAAUUUGUAUCACACUUUGAUGCGAGAGCCGGAUAGAUCCAUGAUGAUGGGUCCUGCAGGUCCUUACGGUAUGCCAGGCUUUCCCGGGCCAUCUACCAUGCCCAGCAUGUAUCAGAUGCCAGGAAUGUAUGGAGCUCAGAACAUGCCAACAGGAAUGUUCCCUGGCAUGCCAGGGAUGCCAGGAACUCUUCCUCCGUACAGCUUACCACAACUUAGACACGACAUUGGCCAGAUGAGCAUCAAUUCAGUGCCACAGUUUCCUCCACCUCAGCAAACGAUGCCUCCGUCAAUCUCUCAAAAUGGACCGCCGACAAAUCUACCUGGACAGCAGAUACCAACAAGUGCAGCUCCUGUUGGCCCUGGUCAACCACAAAUGCAUGCAGGAAUUCCUCCGCAAGCACAACAAUCUAUGCCAAAUAUUGCUAUGCCACCACAGCAUUCAAAUCCUGCACCCCCGCAUCCAAUGAUGUCCAUGAGCCAUAUGCAGCCAAACUUUACUAAUCCAACAUCUCCUCCUCCGGUUAGCAAUGCACCUUCUACUGCCAUUCCUCCGCAACCACAACCCCCACAACCCUCUAAUCAAAUCGGAUCAAGGCCACUACCAAAUCAACAGCCUCAACUAUCCCAACCACAACAACAACCGAUUCCUCAAGCUAACUAUUCCGGCUUCGGUCCAGGAUUACCAAAUGGUCAACCCCCUAGCGCUCAGCAGCAAGUUCAAGUAGCCACUGCACCCCUUCCUCAUCAUCAUCCAGGAGCCCCAAUGGCGCCUGGUGCCUUUCCACCCUACAUGCAGAUGCCUCCGGGAACCAUGGGAGGACCGUUUCCGCCGCCAAAUCAUCAUCCGGCAGCCAUGCUCCACGGCAUGAUGUCAGUUGGGCCACCACCCGGAUCACCGCUUUCCAUCAACACCGUCGCUUCGAGCUCGCCUCAGAACAUUCCAAUCUACCAGCAGCAACGGUAAACUUUUUUAGUUUUCCUACAUACAAUUUUAUUCAGAGAACCAAACUAUUCAAUUCCCCUCUUCUGUUUGUACUUGGCGCGGCAGCGAUCUGCCCGAAUAUCUCGAGCAACAGAAACCUAGCCGAUCUAGCUUUCAGCGGCUGCUUUUUGAGUUCAAAAUAAUCACCAAUCCUUUGUAAAUAGUACACACACCCACUGUAAAAAAAGUCGUUUUCUACUCUUUUAACCAUUGAAAUGAUUUUCUACCGGAAUGCGACAGCAUACGAUAAAGUUCUUUGUUUUAACCAAUCCAUUCUAAUCAUAAAAUUGUUGCUUUUGCAUGGAAAAAUAUCAAGAAACGUUACCCCAGAACGUGGUGAUUCGCAGGCUAACUGGCAGUAGUGCAAGCGCUUUGUGAAUGUCUAAAUUUUCAAGAUAACAGAAGCUUAAUCUGAAGUUGGUGAUCAAGAUUUCAGAAUGUUACGCUGAACAAAAAAUAAAUAAAGUGGAGUUGGGGGAACACACAUUAUAUACACUAUUAUCGAUUAUAAUCAAAUAUAUGUAUGUAUUUAUAACUGAGUCAAACGCGGAUAGAAGAAAAACUGAAUAACGUUAUAACAAUAAUAUUCUAACUAUUGAUAGAUGGAUCGAGCGAUGGGAAACAGCCUCUGCGCAGUUGAAUCUUUCUGUUGAAUGCUCGUUUUCGGUGGGAAAGGAUGAAAUUAUGAAGAAGCCCUUAGAUCUAUAGCUUGAGUACUAGCAUAUAUAAUAAAGUAGAAGAUGUAAAGAUGAAAGCCCCCAAGAUAUGGCCCACACAUCCGCUUUCGCACGACCGAAAACAGGCGCGGAAACAUCAAAGUUUAUGCAAUAAAUGCAAAUCAGCUGAUUCAUAAAGUA
This is a messenger RNA of Uranotaenia lowii, 3505 nucleotides long. RefSeq names its product signal transducing adapter molecule 1 (gene Stam). Gene Ontology annotation, cellular component: ESCRT-0 complex. NCBI's taxonomy places the organism in Eukaryota, Metazoa, Arthropoda, Insecta, Diptera, Culicidae. Gene Ontology annotation, molecular function: phosphatidylinositol binding; ubiquitin binding. Gene Ontology annotation, biological process: protein transport to vacuole involved in ubiquitin-dependent protein catabolic process via the multivesicular body sorting pathway. The coding region runs from base 498 to 2630 and encodes 710 amino acids. The record is from RefSeq and is a predicted model, not a curated record. The transcript has 5 exons.